Lithohypha guttulata is the source of this 2535-nucleotide messenger RNA. RefSeq lists its product as uncharacterized. Gene Ontology annotation, biological process: lipid metabolic process. The record is from RefSeq and is a predicted model, not a curated record. The transcript has a single exon. Lineage: Eukaryota; Fungi; Ascomycota; Eurotiomycetes; Chaetothyriales; Trichomeriaceae. The coding region runs from base 1 to 2535 and encodes 844 amino acids.
AUGUCGCAGCAAGCACGUCCAGACCUGCCACGAAUGGCGAGCUCAUCUGAAAAUGAAGACGAGGCUGGGGAUAGUGAUCUGCUUGAGGACGAGGAGGGUCCGCUCGACAUUGACUACGAUGCGAGUAGCUUGCUUGCACCAAGCAUAAGUCGUGCUCAAUUGGAUAUGAAGUCUCCAACUACUCCAGCUGCUAUCAAAGCUCAAGCUUUGGAUGCUUCGAAGGAUUAUUUCGACAUAGAUUCUAUUGAGAGGGACCAGAUUGAAGACGAAGUACUGGAAGACAACUCUGCUUCUGAUCAGGUCACUCCUACCGCGUCUGAACCUACACGCAACAUCGAACAUGUACCGGAAAUUCCACCGUCACCGUCUCCACCACCUGUCGCCAGUAAGAGCAAUCAAGAACGAUCUGAUAAACCAGAUAAGCGGUCGUCGUUCGUCAGCUCAAUACUCGGAUCUGCGACGAAUGGAACAAGGCAUCGAUCGUCUUCAGGCUCGAGUAUGGUCGAAAGUUUCAGGAAGAGGCUACCAGGAUUGUCAUCAUUCAAUUUACCCAAAUUCUAUGGCUCCAGUGAAACUGAAGAACGAGUUCUCAGCCCUGCUGGUCCGGGUGUGGUCGCUCCGAGUACAGCAACACUUCGACCUGGACAAGCACAAAUGGAGAAACAGCGAUCCGAAGGCGGCACUACACGCGCAACCCCAGUGGUAAUAGGCUCAUCGAAACAUGCGCAGCUAGAAGCUGCUGCAAGGGCCAGCACGAAUUCACAACCAAAGCAAAGUCUGCUACGUCGAUCUACUUCAGACCAGUCACUAUACUUGCGGAAGAGUGUGACAGGUGCAGCUGAUUUUGAUGACUACACUGCUUUCGCUGAUCAGUCCGAAAUGGUCAAUUCUCGCUUCAAGGCUAUUACAGACAGCUUCCAAGAUUCGUCCUUAAGACGACCAAAGAGGCUGAAUAUUACUCGCAGCGCUGCACGAACAUCGCCUGCCAGGCCUGCAAUCAACGACGAUUCCGCGAGCCAGGACACAAUAAAUACUAACGGCACAAUACGUUCUUCCGAUCUGCAAAACAAUAAGCCUGGUGGGUCGAAGUCACAGCAUCCAUUUCUGAAAGACGCAUUGUCCCGUUUGACAGGUGACCUUGUGAUAAUGGGAGGCUAUAGAGGAAGCAUUCUUCGAGAAGCGGAUCCUCCUCAUCGUCAAUUGUGGGUACCAAUUAAAGUUGGCAUGAACCUCCGGAAAGCAGAUCUGGAAGUUGGCCUUAUAAGGGAAGACGAGCUGAGAAUGGGAGAGAAGAUAAUCGCUGAUGGUAGUCUCUCACAUAUUGGACCUGUCGAUAUUAGUCGCCGAUUGAUCAAGAAAUGCAGGAAGAACCUGAAUGUGCAGAAUGGUCGGCUCAGAGUGCAUGACUAUGGCUAUGAUUGGAGGUUAAGUCCUGAUCUGCUCAGCGACAGGUUUAUUUACUUUCUGGAAAAUUUGCCCUGUAAUCGGAAAGAGGUCUCUAUCCAUGAACGUGGUGCCUGGCUCGUAUCGCACAGCCUUGGCGGACUUCUUACGAGGCACAUUGUCAAUAAGCGACCUGAGUUGGUAGCAGGUAUAGUGUAUGCUGGUACACCACAAAACUGCGUCAACAUUCUAGGACCUCUGCGAAACGGCGAUGAUGUGCUAUUCAGCUCGCGGGUACUCACUGCGCAAGUCAACUUUACUUUGAGAACGAGUUAUGUUCUACUACCCCAAAACGGGCGAUGUUUCAUCAACAAGCAGACUGGUGAGCGAUACGAUAUUGACUUCUUUGACCCCAAGACGUGGGAUGAGUAUCGCCUAUCCCCUUGCAUCAGUCAGCCGUUAUUUCGCCGCAAGCCGGAAAAGAAGUCGAGCCUGAUGGAGUCGAUUAGCGAAGUCAUGUCGCAGCCUUCGAGGUAUAGUAUGUCAUGGUUCUCGUCCUCUACCGACGGGAAGACGAACAACGACAGUACAAAAGGCCCUCUGGAGCAGGUCAAAGACAAAGUAGAAGACGCAGCAGAUGAUGUGGAAGGUGCAGCUGAAGCAGUAAAGCCCGAAAGACCAUUAUCGCCCAGCAUGGGCGAUGGCUCGUCGCGUCACCACAAGCCUUCCGUGGCAACUCAAUCCACAAUACCACUUCCAGCAGCUACAGAAUACCUGUCCCGCACCCUCGCUUCUGUGCUGAAAUUCAAGCAAGAACUCUCACAUAAUCCCACCCUUCAAGCUCGCAAUGCUUAUCCACCUGUCGGGGUCCUCUUCUCCAAGAACACACCGACAGUAUAUGGAGCUUUCGUGAAGAGCAGAGAGGACAUAAAGUACGAUGAUGCUUUUGACGAGCUUGCCUUUGCAGCAGGAGAUGGUGUGGUACUUGCUAGUGCUGCUCAAUUGCCGGCUGGCUAUCGGUGUGUCAAAGGUGGUCGCGUUGAGAGUGAACGUGGCCACGUUGGUCUACUGGGCGACCUAGAAGGGGUGGGAAGAUGCCUAAUUGCAGUUUCCGAUGCACGGAAGAGGGGAGUUGGCCUGGGCGCCUGUUGA